CUGGAACAUACAUGUGACGGGACCGUCAAUGAGCAAGCCUCGAUUGACGAGUAGAUCGGUUACAGGCCUACGUCAACCGUCUAUAGCUCACAGAAUUGAAACUCUCGUCAAGAGUUCUGUCAUGUUUCGUCAUGGGAGCAAGCGUGUAUAACACGACCGUUGAUCGUACACCUCGUUUCGGAACGGUUUGCCCACCACAAAUCUCAAGGCAGAGGGAAAAAACAUCCCAUUGAAGUUGCGAAAAGACGUUGCAAUAACAACGGCAUUCCUGAACCUCACAGUCACGGGCAGCCUUUCUAACCAACAUAUAUGAAAAACUUUUGGAGCGACUGCGGCUGGCGCGUUCUCUACAACACCUUCGAAGAAGGAUCCAUACAGGUAUCAGGUCGGAUUCGGGAGCAAAUUUGCGAGUGAAGCUCUUCCUGGUACACUACCCAAUGCACAGAAUAUGCCACAGAAGAACAAGUACGACCUCUAUGUUGAACAAAUGACUGGGAAUCCUUUCACGUCGACUCGAUCUGAGAAUCAGAACGCAUUUUUAUAUCGAAUUCGACCUUCGGUUGCUCACCAGGGUUUUACGAGACUCCCAGACAACCCUGAUUUGGAAUCCAAUUUCUUUCCCUUGAAUCCCAAAGUUCACGUCAGCCCGACACAACUCGCUUGGCAUCCGUUUGACAUCCCUCCACAAACCGAAAAGGUCGACUUUAUCGAUGGCCUCAAGACACUUGCGGGGAACGGUGAUCCAACUUUACGAGAAGGCCUGGCGAUUCACGUCUAUCUAGCCAACACAUCUAUGGACAAGAAGGCGGUUUGUAACUUGGAUGGAGAUCUGUUAAUUCUUCCUCAACAAGGGAGGAUCGAGGUGCAGACUGAAUUCGGACACCUCAUGGUACGGCCGGGCGAGUUAUUUGUGGUUCAGAAGGGCAUGAAGUUCAAAGUGAAAUUCCCAGAUGGACCUUCUCGUGGAUAUGUACAAGAAAUAUUUGGUUCGCAUUACCAGCUCCCCGAUCUGGGACCUAUUGGAGGACACGGUCUCGCCAACCCUCGGGAUUUCGAGCAUCCUUUAGCUUCUUUCGAUAUCGACCAAACAGCGUGGAAGAUUAUUUACAAAAUAUGUGGUGAAUUGCACGAGUGUUCUCAGGAGCAUACACCGUUUGAUGUUGUAGCAUGGCAUGGAAACUACGUACCGUACAAGUAUGCCAUGGAAAAGUUUGUCAACAUCGGCAGUAUUUCCAAGGAUCAUAUCGACCCCUCAAUUUUCUGUGUCUUGACUGCUAAAUCCAAGGCCCCAGGAAUUCCUUUGGCGGAUUUGCUGAUCUUCAGUCCGAGAUGGGAUGUUGCAGAUCAUACGUUCCGUCCACCUUAUUACCACCGUAACCAAGCUUCGGAAUUCAUGGGUCUCCUCUACGGUGGAUAUGGAGGUAGGAGUGAUGGAUUUCAGCCUGGAGGUGCCAGUUACGAGACCGGCUUUUGUCCUCACGGAGUGUCCUAUGAAACUUUCAAAGAAGCUACCGAAGCGGAAUUAGGUCCGAUGAGAAUAUCCCAGGACACUAUCGCCUUCAUGUUAGAGUCGAGUAUGAUGUUUACCAUCACCGAUUAUGCUAUGAAACGUUCCGGGAAGCUUCACGUACACGAACCGAAGAUGUGGGACCAGCUGAAAGGACAGUUCAUGAACCACAUUGACCAAGUAAACAAGGACCUUCAAGCUUCUGGCUUGCCACCACUGGGCACACCGUCUUAAGUGCCCUUUUAUGCUAUAUCUUUCAUAGUUCACAUAUUUCUGACAUGGUAUGUUUAUGAUUCUGCCAAAGUCCGUGCCGGUUCGCCCGAUGUUUCCGCUCAUCCUGUACCAAGUUAGCGAUAUAUUUUUAAUGUGAAGAUCAAAUAAACUUUGACCGCGGUAGCGCCUGCAGGGUACUCCUUAUAUCCCGCUGCAGCACGAUUUGGGUCAAAAAGGCGUUACUUCUUACCAAGGAUGAAACGUAGUCUGCAGAAUAUGAAUAUGCUUACGCAG
Molecule: messenger RNA, 2014 nt
Organism: Marasmius oreades (fairy-ring Marasmius)
Lineage: Eukaryota; Fungi; Basidiomycota; Agaricomycetes; Agaricales; Marasmiaceae
Exons: 17
Coding region: 449-1741 (430 amino acids)
Biological process (GO): L-phenylalanine catabolic process
Cellular component (GO): cytoplasm
Molecular function (GO): homogentisate 1,2-dioxygenase activity
Source: RefSeq, a predicted model, not a curated record